Messenger RNA from Cherax quadricarinatus, 1709 nucleotides. NCBI's taxonomy places the organism in Eukaryota, Metazoa, Arthropoda, Malacostraca, Decapoda, Parastacidae. The record is from RefSeq and is a predicted model, not a curated record.
ACAAGCCCCCGGGGUGAUGGGUUAGACAGCCCUAAGGGGUGUGUGAAGGGGCCGGGUGAACUGCACCAUCUGUCGGGCCGACUGGCAGCCAUGUCCAUGUCCUUCUUCACCUUCCCCGUCCCGCGUUUCCUUUUCCGCGGCUCUGGCGACGCCCGGGACGACAAGGCCCACCAGCAGAGCCGCCAGAAGGAGGCCAAGUCCAACAAGUCCUACGACAGCAGCGACCAACAGCAACAGCAGCAGCAGCAACAACAACAACAACAGCAGACGCAGCAGCAGCAGCAGCAGCAACAACACCUCACAGGGUCACUGCCCAAGCUCAGUAGCCAAGAUGAUGACGGUCCUAACACGCAGAGUAACUACACUGGGACAGGAAACUUCGAACCCAUUCCUCACGACCACGACUUCUGCGAGAGGGUUGUUAUAAAUAUAAGUGGUCUCCGGUUCGAGACUCAACUACGGACGCUGAACCAGUUCCCGGACACGCUACUGGGAGACCCUGCUCGACGCAUCCGGUACUUCGACCCGCUGAGAAAUGAGUACUUCUUCGACCGCAACCGGCCGAGCUUCGACGCCAUCCUGUACUACUACCAGAGCGGAGGUCGACUCAGAAGACCUGUCAAUGUUCCUCUCGAUGUUUUCGCGGAAGAAAUCAAGUUCUACGAACUGGGUGAAGUGGCCAUCAAUAAAUUCAGGGAAGAUGAAGGUUUCAUCAAGGAGGAGGAGCGACCACUGCCAGAAAACGAGUUCCAGAGAAAGGUGUGGUUGCUCUUCGAGUACCCGGAGAGUUCGCAGAACGCGCGAGUGGUGGCCAUCAUCUCAGUCUUCGUUAUCCUCCUUUCCAUUGUGAUCUUUUGCCUUGAGACAUUACCGGAGUUUAAGCACUACAAAGUGUUCAAUACCACGACCAACGGCACUGUGGUCGAGGAGGAUGAAGUGCCGGAAGUCACGGAUCCCUUCUUCCUUAUAGAGACCAUAUGUAUCGUUUGGUUCUCCACUGAACUAUUAGUGAGAUUUUUUGCGUCGCCACUCAAAGGAGCGUUUUUGAAAGACGUCAUGAACAUUAUCGAUAUUGUAGCUAUCAUUCCUUACUUUAUAACCUUGGCGACUGUGGUAGCGGAAGAGGAAGGAGAAGUGAUGGUCAUCCCGGCUGAAACACUCUCCCCGCACGAGAAGGGGUCAAACCAGGCCAUGUCCUUAGCAAUCCUACGAGUUAUUCGACUGGUCAGAGUAUUCAGAAUAUUCAAAUUGUCUCGACACUCCAAAGGGCUGCAGAUCUUAGGAAGAACGCUCAAGGCAUCCAUGAGAGAACUCGGUCUGCUAAUAUUCUUCCUUUUCAUCGGUGUGGUACUCUUCUCAAGUGCUGUGUACUUCGCCGAGGCAGGCUCAGAAAAAUCCUACUUCAAGUCUAUUCCUGAUGCCUUCUGGUGGGCGGUCGUCACCAUGACAACAGUGGGCUAUGGAGAUAUGACGUACGGGUCACAUGAGCCUCCUGUGGCUAUCCUGCAUGUCAUUAACCCGGCGAGCCUUACCAGCUCUCAGCGGCACACACACACACACACACACACACACACACACACACACACACACACACCACAAACAUAUAUAUAGAUAACACACACAAACAUACAUAUAGAUACAGGCACAAACAUACACAUAUAUACACGUACAUACAUACACACAUACAAACGUACAUACACAUAUACACA